Messenger RNA from Stegodyphus dumicola, 630 nucleotides. RefSeq names its product RNA polymerases I and III subunit AC2 l(2)37Cg (gene Polr1D). Gene Ontology annotation, molecular function: protein dimerization activity; DNA binding. NCBI's taxonomy places the organism in Eukaryota, Metazoa, Arthropoda, Arachnida, Araneae, Eresidae. The record is from RefSeq and is a predicted model, not a curated record. Gene Ontology annotation, biological process: transcription by RNA polymerase III; transcription elongation by RNA polymerase I. Gene Ontology annotation, cellular component: RNA polymerase I complex; RNA polymerase III complex.
AAACUAUACCGAUUUUGCCCCCUUCGAGCAGAAAGACUUAGCACUAAAAGCAGACACUUUUGUUCAUGGAAUCGUGGUUUCGUUUGUGUGGUUUGUGGUGUGGAGUUUGUGUUUCCGAGAGUUCGAGAUGGAGCAAGUAACUCGUCGACUAGAAGUGCUUUCAACACCGGACAAUGACGAAACGUGUUGCACAUUUGUAUUGAAGAAUGAAGAUCACACCUUAGGAAACGCAUUACGUUAUGUCAUAAGUAAAAAUCCUCAAGUUGAAUACUGUGGAUAUUCGCUUCCUCACCCAUCCAUAUGUGAAAUAAAUUUCAGAAUUCAAACAUACGGAGUACCAGCAGUAGAAGUUCUUAAAAAAGGUUUAGAAGAUUUACUUAGUUUGUGUGAUCAUAUCAAAAGUACAUUCGAUGAUGCUUUGAAUGAAUAUAAAGGUAUAAAAACUGACAAAGGGGAUGAUAUUGAGCGGAUGCUGGCAGAAAUGGAUGCAUAGUAUUCCUUGUGUUUGACAUCAAAAAUUAUUAUCAAUGUAUGCUUGCUUUUGAAAUUACUCUAUUUACUUUGUGUAAAGAUGAACUUUAAGGCACAAUUUAUAAAAUUUCAUACGAGUUAACGUAUAUCAAAGCUAAA